Molecule: messenger RNA, 896 nt
Organism: Carassius carassius (crucian carp)
Lineage: Eukaryota; Metazoa; Chordata; Actinopteri; Cypriniformes; Cyprinidae
Exons: 6
Coding region: 4-894 (296 amino acids)
Source: RefSeq, a predicted model, not a curated record
CUGAUGGACCAAGACAUGCAAGUGUCUGCUCUGAUAACAGACAGAAAUCGGCAGGUGGCCAAGUGGGUACGUGAGAAAAUGUGUUCAGAAGGAACAAAGCAUUUCUUUGACGUCUGGCAUAUUGGGAAAAGUGUACAGAAAGCACUGGAUGCUGCUGCAAAAGAGAGGGACUGUGAGGAUCUGAAGCUGUGGAGGCCUGCCAUUAUCAACCAUCUCUAUUGGACCGCAGCUUCCACCCCUACAGGAGAUCCAGAUGAGAUGCAGGCAAAAUGGCAGAGUAUGAUAAAUCAUGUACAGGACAUACAUGAACACAGCUCUCCAGCAUUUACCAGCUGCGCACAUCCACCGUUGGAAGGAGAGGCAAGAAACAAGGAGUGGCUGGAACCAGGAUCACCAGCAGCCACUAAACUGGAGAGUGUAGCUGCCAGGAAAGCACUGGUAAAGGAUAUUCGACAAUUGUCACCUCAGCAUCAGACAUUCUCCCUGGAGGCCUACCAUUCCCUUAUUCUGCACUUUGCUCCCAAACACACUGGCUUUUCUUUUCUUGGGAUGUACAGCAGACUUCUCUUGGCAGCCCUACAUUUCAAUAGUAAUGGCAACAGAGAUGUAGCGCGUACUAGUGAGGGUGAGGUACGCUACGCUGUUCGCUACCCACGGUUUCGGAAAGGUGGCUGGGUAGUCCACCCCAUCAAGGAGAAACCAUCUUACGGAUACGCAACAAAUCUUAUGGUCUCUCUGGUAGAGGAAUACUGCAAGUCACCACAGGCCCUACAAGAAAGCAGUGCCGUCUUGUCCUCUGCUGCACCGCCCCCCCUCACCUCUUCCGUCCAGAAGGUUGCCAAGGAUGAGGCAGUCAGCCUCCAUCUCGCACGACACUCACGUUUUAACAUGUAAUA